AAAUUUCAUUGGCUCAUCACAUCGAGCCACGCCUCUUACCGCGCAUCGAGCCGCCGACGAUGCGCGUUGUUUCACCUUGUUUUUUACAUCAUGACUAUACCUAUAUUGUUAAACGAAAGUUUACAACGGAAAAUAACAGAGACAGUUGCCAGUUCGGCCAGUUACUCGGAUGUAUUUCCAUGUGUUUUAUUCAUAUUUUUUCAUAUUCAUUUUCAUCUUUAUAAACUACUCGAUUAGUGUAAUAUUUGAUAAAAAAAUGUCAAAAAAGAAAGUUUCAUACAUACAAAAAUAUCGGACAGAAUGGAAAUCAGAUCCAUUACUCAAAGAAUGGAUUGAAGAACUUUCAACUGAUAAAUACAUGGUUUUUUGCAAAUAUUGUAAAUGCUCUUUAAAGGCACAUCGUGCUCUUCUUAUUGAGCAUACCAAAACUUCGAAGCAUAUUAAAGCUGCUGAGCCGUUUUCAAACCAGAAACAAUUGAAAUUACAACUUGACCAAAGUUCUGCAAGUGCAUAUUCUCUUGAAACAGUUACAGUUGAACUAAAAAUGAUUCUCUUUGUUACUUGCCAUUGUGCAAUAAGAUCUGUUGAUCAUCUAAGUUCGCUCAUUAAGCCUAGCUUUAAGACUGUGCACAAAUUUAAUGAAAUUAAAUUGCACAGAACAAAAGCUGUAGCAAUUUUGAAAAAUAUUAUUGCGCCUAAUUUUAAACUUGAUUUAAGAACAGAUAUAGGCGACAGCUUUUAUAGUCUCUUAAUCGAUGAAUCAACAAAUAUUGCGGUAUUUAAACAAUUAGGAAUUUGUAUAGUUUAUUUUUCUUCGUUAAAAAGAAAAGUUGUUUCAACUUUUUUAAAAUUAGAAUCAUUAGAAGGCGGUAAUGCUCAAUCUAUUGUAAAAGCAGUUAAAAAUACUCUCAUAGAAUAUAAUCUUUCCAUUCAGAAAAUGCGUGGUCUUGGAACAGAUAAUGCGUCUGUUAUGACAGGAGUUAACAAUGUUUUUCGUAAACUUAAAGAAGAAGUUCCUCAUUUAAUAUUAAUACGAUGUGUGCGCCAUUCUAUUCAGUUGGCUGUUUCACAAGCUAUGGCAAAUACAUUUCCUAGAAAUUUAGAGUUUUUAGUUAGUGAAACAUUCAAUUGGUUUUCAAGGUCGUCAGAACGACGAGAACAAUAUAAACUUUUAUUCAAAGCCUUAAAUGAUGAUUUAGAUCCUUUGCAAAUCCUUCAGGUUGCAUCCACUCGUUGGUUAUCAAUCGCCAGUGCAGUAAGUAGGAUUCUCCAGCAAUGGCUAGAGCUUAAAACUCAUUUUCAACUUAAAAGGACUGCUGAUAAAUGCUACACCGCAGAACUGUUAUACUCGUAUAAUAUAUAUUCAGACAGCCGAAACGAAUUAUAUUUUAUAUUUUUAAAACCUGUAUUAGAUGAAACUCAGAAUGUUAACAAAGCGUUUCAAACUAAUAAUGGCGACGUAAAACUUUUAAACGAUCUCACUAUUCUUAUUCAACAACUUGCCCAACGGAUUGUAAUUUCUGGAUGUAAAGAAAAUCUUUUAAAAGUAAAUAUAAAACAUUAUCUUUAUCCGCAUCCAUAUCUUGGAUGCAUAUCCUACAGUUUUGAAGAGAAAAUGAAACAUUAUAGAACAAAUAAUCUUUUAACAGUAGAAGAUGAAAUGAAAAUCAGAGCUAGAUGUACAGAUUUCAUUACUGCUUUGAUCAAUCAACUUCAGCAACGUCUCCCAGAUAACAUAGAGAUUUUCUCUAAUGUUUCACUUCUUUCUCCUGAGAAAUGUCUUCGAGUUGUAAAGCCAUCUGUGAUACCUCUUGCAGAACUUAUGAUUGAAUCACAAGAUGUUAUAACAAAAAUAGAUUUUCAAUGGUCAAAACUCUUACACGUUCAAUGGCAAAACAUUAAAAAUACAAUUCCUUUCUGGGCAGAAGUAAAAGAAUAUCGGGAUGCAUUAGGAGAAAAUCCAUUCGAAGAACUCGUUAACUUAGCAUUAAAAUGCCUUGUGCUUCCAUGGUCUAAUGCUGAUGUAGAAAGAACAUUUAGUCAAAUGAAAAAUGUUAAAACUUUUUCACGGAAUCGUCUCAAUCAAGAUACAAUUAAUGCUAUUCUUACUACGCGGGCAGGACUUCAAAGAAUAGAAAAGUGUUGCCAUAAUUAUGAAUUUUCAUCUUCAGUCCUUCGUCAAGUAGAAACUAUGUCAGCAUACAAAGAUCAAAAGGAAUCUUUUAAUGUUUCACAAAUCGUUUCGCAAUGUCCAUUUAAGGAAAACAUAGCUCUUGAUGAUAUUCUUUUUAUGGAAUAAUUAAAUGAAUUAAUAAGUUAAAAUAUUUUUAUUUAAAAUUUAUAUAAUAUAUAUAAUUGUAGUUAUUCUAUAAUAUAAAAAUAUUUUAUUUAAAAUUAAAUAUAUA
Messenger RNA from Solenopsis invicta (red fire ant), 2405 nucleotides. RefSeq lists its product as uncharacterized. Lineage: Eukaryota; Metazoa; Arthropoda; Insecta; Hymenoptera; Formicidae. The coding region runs from base 170 to 2299 and encodes 709 amino acids. The record is from RefSeq and is a predicted model, not a curated record. Gene Ontology annotation, molecular function: protein dimerization activity. The transcript is spliced from 4 exons.